Molecule: messenger RNA, 1652 nt
Organism: Kickxella alabastrina
Lineage: Eukaryota; Fungi; Kickxellomycota; Kickxellomycetes; Kickxellales; Kickxellaceae
Exons: 1
Coding region: 94-1302 (402 amino acids)
Source: RefSeq, a predicted model, not a curated record
ACGCGAUAUAGUGCCUGAAUUGGGCAUUAUAAGGGAUCGUAAAAACGCAGUAAAUGUGCUUGCACGCAUACACACACAAAAGACGGGCUGAUCAUGCAGGAGCCGCAAUUGCAUGAUCUGAUCAGCCGGGAACUCCAGUUGCAUGAUUUGAUCGGCCAGGAACUCCAAUUGCAUGAUUUGAUCAGCCGGAGACUCCAAUUAGGCCGGCCGGCCGGCCUAAUAGUGCAAAAAACACAGGACUUCACAACAAACAAACAAUUAAGCAAAUACACAUGUAGGGCGCUCUUCUGCGGCCGCCCAGGGCAAUGCAACGCUCUUUCGCUCUGCAAUUCCUGGCUCCAAUCUCCAUCUCAUCCACACCCCACUCAGCUUCAAAUGGGCUUUUCUCUAGUCGACUCCUCCGCGCCCGAAUGGGUGCCGACGCAACGCCAAGACGGGCGGCGCUUCGUCGUGACCGGCGCCAACCGCGGCAUCGGGCUGGCCACCGCAACCGGGCUGGCGGCGCUGGGCGCGCACGUGGUGCUGGCUGGCCACGAGAGCAGUGACCUUUUUGCAGCGGCCAUGGACCACGUUGCGCUGGCCACCGGCUGCGCGCGCGACCAGCUCAGCUACAUGCCGCUGGACCUGCGGUCGCUCGACAGCGUGCGUAGCUUCGCGCGCUCGUGGGAGCAGAGGCCAGCGGCCGAGCGCGCGCUGCAUGGGCUGAUCAACAACGCCGGCAUUGCUGGCAUGCCAGGCCUGUCGCCCGACGGCUUCGAGAUGUGCUUCCAGAUCAACUACCUGUCGAUGUUCCUUCUGACGCGGCUGCUGCUGCCCUUCCUGUGCGCCGCCGGCUCGGAGCCGGCACGCAUCGUCUGCGUCAGCUCGUCGGCUCACCUGUACACGCUGGGCCUGCCCACGGAUGAGCACUACCUGCGGUCGCCCGGCGGCGGCUUCUUCUCGCUGCGCUACGGCGAGUCCAAGCUGUGCGUCAACGCCUUCGUCGGCCAGCUGGCCGCGCGCCUCGACCCGGCCAAGGCCGUCGCCUACGCCGUCCACCCUGGCAGCACGGCGUCGGGCUUCUGGGCCGGCUUCCCUGCCUGGGCGCAGCGCUGCAUCGCGUCGGUGACGCAGGACCCUGGGCGCGGCGCGCGCACGUCGCUGUUCUGCGCGACCGAGCCGCGGCUCGUGUCCGGCGGGUACUUCGCCGACUGCGCCGCCGCCACGCCCAGCUUCUGGCUCAACAGCAAGGACAAGGCUGCUGACCUGUGGCAGAAGAGCUGCGCCUGGACCGGCGUGUCACCCAACGCCGCACUGCAGUGAGGCCGGACGGUGAUUUCUGGGGCUUUCUUUUUUGUUCAAUGGAUCUUUUCCCCCUCUUUUUCAAUGGGAAUGUGGUCUGGCCAAUCAGCCGCGGGCAACUGGUGCAAAGAGGAAAAAUAGGGAGGAGGGGGAGACGAGCGAAAAUAAUGAAGGAAAUUGAAUUGGCCUCAAGCAAGACCACUUUUUUCGACGUUGGAGAUAGCAGCCGGCCAAUGGAAUGCCCCCCUCCUCAUUACUUUCGAGCCAGAGCGUAUGCGAACGCAAGCGCAAUUUUCGAGCGAGUGUCAGUAGCAUUUUCUGCCCUUUGUUCAUUUCAUGGCAUUUUCUUGCGUGCUUUGAAGAACGAAAAA